AUGAGCAACAGCAGCAGCAACUGCCUUGUGUCUCUGACGUUGUUUUACAGUUGCUUUGUCUGUCUGGCUGUCGUCAUGGUGACCCCGUGGCUGUACCCUCUCCCCGUCCUACUGCAGAUGGGGCUUUAUACUGCCCCCAUACUUUACGUCGGCAGUCAUUUGUCCCUCAAACAAAACGAAGUGGAUGCAACUACGGGAGAGAAACUUAAUAAGGGGGAGGCAAUGAAUAGAACGGAUGCCAUGCUGUUCCCUGUCUUCGGCUCAAUAGCCCUUUUUAGCUUGUACCUCGCGUACAAGUUCUUGGGCACCGUCUGGGUGAACAUGCUGCUUACACUUUACCUGACGGGUGUGGGCCUGCUGGCAUUGGGGGAGACAACCUUUGCAGUGGCUAAGCCGCUGUGUCCGCCACAUCUGGUGGAUGAUCGUUGGUUGGUCCUCCACCCCAGGGGGCCUUUCCUUUGGCUCCGUAAGUGGAUUAGCCUCCCCAUGGCGAAGAACGCAAUACCGCUCGAGCAAGACCAGCAGGAGGAGGAGCAGCAGCAAGAGCAGGAGCAGCCCAAGUUGGUUGUGGACUGGAGUUGGCGUUUCAGCCCUCUUUGGAUUAUCUCUCACUUCCUGGCCCUGGCCAUAUGUGCCUUAUGGCUCCUAACAAAGCAUUGGGCUCUACACAACCUUCUAGCCAUCGCCUUCUGCAUCCAGGCGAUAGCGCUAGUGAGCGUGGGUAGUUUUGGAGUGGCGAGCAUUUUGCUCUGCGGUCUGUUUGUGUACGACGUGGUUUGGGUGUUUGGGACGGAGGUGAUGGUGUCAGUGGCCAAGGCAUUUGAGGGCCCCGCUAAGCUGGUGUUCCCUGUCCAUAUGUCACCUCUGCAGUACAGCAUCCUUGGGCUGGGAGACGUCGUUAUCCCAGGAGUCUUGAUAGCCAUGUGCCUCCGCUUCGACUUGUUUUUGUACCACAAGCAGCAGAAUUCGGCAGCCCAGCCGCUUGCACGCUUUCCCAAGUUUUACUUCUGCGUGGUUCUUUCCUUCUAUGAACUGGGCCUUUUAACGACAGGCAUUGUUAUGCUCUACGCUCAGCAUCCACAGCCGGCGCUUCUCUAUCUCGUCCCAUAUUGCCUCUUUAGCCUCUUUGGAGCUGCAGCGCUCAACGGAAAAAUUAAGGACGUGCUCGCUUACAGGGAGGAAGAGGAGGGGGAAAAAAGCGUCCCCCGUUCGUCUGCCUCCGAGCAAACAGAAAAGAAGGAAAACUAG
Molecule: messenger RNA, 1248 nt
Organism: Eimeria acervulina
Lineage: Eukaryota; Apicomplexa; Conoidasida; Eucoccidiorida; Eimeriidae
Product: signal peptide peptidase domain-containing protein, putative
Exons: 7
Coding region: 1-1248 (415 amino acids)
Biological process (GO): membrane protein proteolysis
Cellular component (GO): lumenal side of endoplasmic reticulum membrane; membrane; cytoplasmic side of endoplasmic reticulum membrane
Molecular function (GO): aspartic endopeptidase activity, intramembrane cleaving
Source: RefSeq, a predicted model, not a curated record